AUGGCACAGCAGCAGAACGACGCCACCAUCACCGAUGCCGAGCGCGCCUACGGAUGUGGCAGCUGUGGCGGGGGCUCCCUCUCGCUCGUGGCCCCCGUCGUCCCGCUCGACUCCCAGCCCACGGGACCCAUCGAUGUCAACCAGGCUUUCUCGUCGGUGUGGCUCGGCUCCGCCCAGAACAUACCCGGUGACGGCAUCUACGCGCCCAUCCUGGCCUGGUCCUCGACCGGCAGCCCGAACCUCGCCGCCGGCCCCGUCGUCGUGACCACCGGCAAGUACAUGGUGGCCUUUGCCUCGCAGUCGGCGCCACCGUCACCUUCGCCGCGUCGGCGCUCCAUCCAGAUCGUGCUCAAGCGCGGCGCCACGCCCUAUGUGAUCGCGCAGGACACCAAGCAGCCGUCGGCCAACUCGGCGAUCCCCAUGGUCCUCCACGCGCAGACCCUCGGCAACUUCAUCGCCGGUGACGAGAUCUGGGUGCAGGCCGCGCAGACCAGCACCGUCGCCCUCCCGCUGGCCGUCGGCGUGGCCACCAAGUUCCACGUUCAGCCCCGUAACGGAGCCUCCACUGCCUAA
Molecule: messenger RNA, 573 nt
Organism: Acanthamoeba castellanii str. Neff
Lineage: Eukaryota; Discosea; Longamoebia; Acanthamoebidae
Exons: 2
Coding region: 1-573 (190 amino acids)
Source: RefSeq, a predicted model, not a curated record